Molecule: messenger RNA, 459 nt
Organism: Vigna radiata var. radiata (mung bean)
Lineage: Eukaryota; Viridiplantae; Streptophyta; Magnoliopsida; Fabales; Fabaceae
Product: protein FAR-RED IMPAIRED RESPONSE 1-like
Exons: 2
Coding region: 1-459 (152 amino acids)
Source: RefSeq, a predicted model, not a curated record
AUGGAGGUGAGAUGGGAAGCCCAAGAGAUAAGGACUUCUAGGAGAAAUAAGAACAACGAGUUAAACUUCAUGAAAUUAGUGUGCUCUAAGGAAGGGAAGUACCUAUCUCCCAUUGCUCGAGAAUGGAAAGCCCAGCCAAGUCAAAAAACUCAAUGUCCUGCUGGAAUCACAAUUGCUAUGAAAGAAGGAAGAUGGCAGGUGAGAACAGUUAUUAAUGAACACAACCAUGACACGUGUCCGAAUAACUCCAACCGCAUACAUGGUAAUCGAAUACUUAAUAUGCAUGCGAAGCACACCCUUAAUAUGAAUCAUGAUGCUGGUGUUCACAUUAACAAAAGUUUUAUAUCUUUGGUUAAUGAUGCCGGUGGAUUUGAAAAUGUUGCUAUGGGCCAGGAGAGCGCUUGGCAUAAGCUAUCACGCCAUAAAUUUUUAAAAAAUUACAAGAAAAUUUCCCAUUAA